AUGGCUGCUGCGGCGCUGGUGGUUAAGGCUGAGCCAACGAGUGAGGCUAGUGCGCUCAUUCAUCAGUGGCAUUCGAGACAGAGAGUGGCUGGGACUACUGCGUCGUGUGCGAAUGCGGACUAUCCUCGUCAAUGUGGAGUGGGUUAUGAUUAUCGGGGCUUUGAGAAGGAUCAGGGUAAGCGGGCUCAGUUUGUGAUCGAUCAGUUUCGAUUUGCUUGGAAGGGGUAUGAGAAGUAUGCGUUUCCGAACGACGACCUCCUCCCCCAAAACAACAGCUUCCGCAACUCCAGAAACGGCUGGGGUCUCACAGCCAUCGACGCCUUGGAUACAGCCAUAAUCAUGCAACAACACGACAUCGUCACCACAAUCCUCCAAUUCAUCCCCACCAUCGACUUCACAAAAAACCACUCCCCAUCCCCCACAACAACCAGCCUCUUCGAAACCAACAUCCGCUACCUAGGCGGUCUCCUCUCAGCCUACGACCUCCUCACCGGCCCCUUCAAAUCCCAAAACUACAACCCCGCCCACAUCACAGCCCUCCUCACCCAAGCCCAAACUCUCGCCAACGCUUUGAAAUUCUGCUUCAAUACCCCAACCGGUAUCCCCGUCUCAAUCGUCAACCUCGACUCCCAAACCUUCACCAACACCUCCCGCAUGGCGAAUGGAGUCUACACCGCGGGUCUCGCCGAACUCGGCACUUUGGUUCUCGAAUGGCAACAUCUCUCCGACCUCACCGGCGACCCUUCAUACGGCGCUCUGGCCCAACGCGCGGAAUCUUGGUGGUUCCGCGCUCGCGAGAUCUGGCCGGGUCUCACGGGUGGGAAUUUCUCCGUCGAGACGGGAGAAGUCCUGGAUGAGUAUGGCGGUUGGAUUUCAGGCCACGAUUCCGCCUACGAGUAUUUGAUCAAAAUGUUCGUGUACGAUCCCGACACCUACGCAAAUUAUGCGGAGCGCUGGAAACGCGCCGCCGAUUCCACGCUCGAACAUCUCCUGUCGCAUCCCGCGUCGCGCCCGGAUCUGACCAUGGUGCAAGCCUUCGACGGGAGGGACCGAGCGAAUUAUUCCGAAGGGCUCGCGUGUUUUAUCGGGGGGUCGUUCAUUCUGGGGAGCACGGCGCUCCGCGACGCCAGAUACCUUCGUCCGGGCCUCGAUUUCUCCGAGUUCUGUGCGAAUGGUUAUCGAUCGACGCCUUCCGGGAUCGGGCCUUCGAUUUAUUCUUGGGAUUUGGAACGCCUUUCCGAACCGGAGUUUGUGAAUCAGAGUGGGUUUUUUGAGAGGGCGGGGUGGUUUAUUCCGGAGAAUUUUGCGUUUGGAGGGGGGCAGGCUCCUGAGGCGGUGGAGAGUUGGUAUUAUGCUUACCAGGCGACGGGGGAGCAGUAUUGGAGGGAUGUGGCUUGGGCUUAUGUUUUGAGUCAGGAGCGACUUUUGAAGGUGGGGUCUGGGUUUGUGAGUGUGAGGAAUGUUUUGAGGGAGGAUGGGGGCGAGAGGGGGAAUUUUAUGGCGAGUUUUAUGUUGGCGGAGGUGUUGAAGUAUCAGUAUUUGAUCCAGGCGCCGCCGGAGAAGAAGGGGGUUUGGGAUGUGUUGCAAGGGGAGGAGAAGACGAAUUUGUUUGUUUAUAAUACUGAGGCGCAUCCGUUUAGGGUUAGGGCGAGGAGGCCGGUGUGA
Messenger RNA from Pseudocercospora fijiensis CIRAD86, 1665 nucleotides. RefSeq names its product glycoside hydrolase family 47 protein. The record is from RefSeq and is a predicted model, not a curated record. Lineage: Eukaryota; Fungi; Ascomycota; Dothideomycetes; Mycosphaerellales; Mycosphaerellaceae. Bases 1 to 1665 code for a protein of 554 amino acids. Gene Ontology annotation, cellular component: endoplasmic reticulum; Golgi membrane. Gene Ontology annotation, biological process: N-glycan processing; carbohydrate metabolic process. The transcript is spliced from 2 exons. Gene Ontology annotation, molecular function: mannosyl-oligosaccharide 1,2-alpha-mannosidase activity; calcium ion binding.